AUGUUCGCAAGGCGGCGAAGCGGAGUACAUCGGACAGCGAUUGCAUCGCCGAAAAAUAUAGCUCGCCGAACAACAAUGAGAGCUUCGGCACUACCACGCCCCACUGAGCCGCUGCCCAACACUCUGACAACUGGGCGCCACUCAACACUUGGACAUACGGGGUGUCCAACACUCAGAGCGCCGAUCGGAAGCCAUCCACACGUCUCUACAGCAGCUAAGCCUACAGCGACGACUUCAAGAGCAGGGAGCACGUCAUCUGCACGUUCCACUACAUUGCGCUCUUCGACUGUUGCUAACAAGACUAUCGCCGCACCGACUGCGAGAACGAGUAAUAUGGCUCGUGCUGUACCAGUAUCGUCUCGUCCUCCCUCAGAGGUUGCAUCUCUCAAGUCAGAGAUCACAAAGCUGAAAGAGGAGCUUAAGACGAGAGUGGAACAGAUAAAACUUACGAAUGAAGUGUUGGAAAUGCAGACAACGAAUCUUACACACAGCAAUGCGCAGUUGGAGAAUGCUAAAAUCAAGCUAGACUUAGUGGAAAACUGUAAGAUCACGCUGGAAGAACAGUUGAAAGUAUUAAAGGAAAACAUGCAGCAAAAAACUGCUCACAACGAAGAAAUGUGUCAGCAGCUGAACGAAAAGGAAGCCAUCCUGAGGAAGUUGCAUAAUGAUGUCGUUGAUAUGCGAGGACAGAUUCGUGUGGCGGUUCGCGUUCGCCCGAUGCUCAAGGCAGAAGAGGAAUCCAGUAAUGAUGGAAUAGAGUACCCGGCUGUGAACGCGAUCGCAAUCAAUCAAGGGACAAAGAAGGGAACAACUUUGAUGUUCGAGAAAGUUUUCACGCCUAUGUUUUCGCAGAAGGACGUUUUCGUCAAUAUUGAGGACUUCAUACUAUCUGCACUUCAUGGUUACAACGUCGGAUUGAUUGCAUUCGGUCAGACAGGGAGUGGGAAGACGCAUACGAUGAGAGGAGGCGAUGCUGAAGAAGAAGGAAUUAUUCCAAGAGCUGCAACCUUCCUGUUCAGAGAGUCGAAAAAACUAGAAGCAACGGGAUGGAAGUUCGAAUUUUCAUUAUCUUUCCUCGAAAUCUAUAACAAUGAAGCUUAUGAUCUGCUCAACAAUCAUGCCGCGGUCAAACUCCGAUUAGUGAAUCAAACAGUGACACUUGAUGGUCUGUCGGAUCAUCCGCUGGUGAAACAAUCUGAAAUUGGUAGUCUCCUACGAACUGCAGAUAAGAACAGGAAAACCGCUGCAACAAAAUGCAACGAGUAUUCGUCUCGUUCUCACGCCAUCUACAUGUGGAAGAUCAAGGCUCAUCAGCAAGCCACUGGUAUAUCGACGUCUUCAAUGCUCAAACUAGUAGACUUGGCCGGAUCUGAACGCGCGAAAGAGUCUGGAGUCAUUGGACAACAGUUUAAGGAGAUGACCAACAUCAAUCAGUCCUUAUCCGUUCUUCAGAAAUGCAUUAGCUUGCAAAAAUCCAAAUCCCAGCAUGUCCCGUAUCGUGAUAGUAAGCUCACGCAAGUGCUAAUGGACUGCUUAGGAGCCGGAAAUUCCAAAACGAUGGUCGUGGUCAACAUCAAUCCGUGCAAUGAUCAGGCAACAGAAUCCAAGCGAAGUAUCGAGUUUGCGUCAAAGAUGCGCGACACUCACAUCGGAUCAGCCGUUCAACAGCGUGAUCUCUAUUGA
Caenorhabditis remanei is the source of this 1683-nucleotide messenger RNA. RefSeq lists its product as uncharacterized. The record is from RefSeq and is a predicted model, not a curated record. Gene Ontology annotation, molecular function: microtubule binding; microtubule motor activity; ATP binding. The coding region runs from base 1 to 1683 and encodes 560 amino acids. Gene Ontology annotation, biological process: microtubule-based movement. The transcript has 4 exons. Lineage: Eukaryota; Metazoa; Nematoda; Chromadorea; Rhabditida; Rhabditidae.